AAAGACACACAAAAAAAUGUUUAUGCUGUCAUGCAUCUAUACAUCUGUCCUCAAAUAGAUCAUACUUUCUUAACAAUUUUGGCUUUUGAAACCCUCCUCUCCCUUGGAAUUUCUGUUAACCUUCCUUGGGGUGGGUAUGGAUAUUUUCUGGAACUGCACACUGGCCAACUGUUGGUAACUUGUCAGGAGCCUGUAAGUUAUUCUGUAGAUCAGCAGCCUUUGAUCGACAGUCAGUUAAGCAGAGCUAAUCUUCAGAAUAUACCUGUUCAUCACAUUAUAACCAAAAUAAACAAACAAAAACGAUGCUUUCAUCAUCCUAGAGGACGAUCCUACAUGGCCAUAUAUCUUGGCUGGAAGCCUUGUCUUUGUGCUGAUUGUUUCAAUUCUGGUUGGAUUUUUAUUGUGGCAGAGGUGAGAAUAGUAAACUUUGAGACACUAUACUAUUUAAAGAAGUGGUAAUCUCAAGACAAAGUGAUAAAAGCAAUCCAUAAUUUACGCCAAAGAGUUUUGGUAAAGGACAUUAGGGCCAUUUAUAUGAGAAAAAUAAGCCAUGGCCUACAUACAACACGAACUGGACCAUUUAUGCGAGCAUGGCUUAUUAAAGAUGCAAAGUGUUCAUAUAAAUGGUUCGCGGCUUAUUUGUGGCCUCACUUUUGUGUUGGUUGUCAUAGCAUUCACAGAAUUGUGUGAGCUGUUCCGUAAGUGUGGGAAAAAUUGUGCUUGCACAGUCUGAGUUUGCAUCUUACGUAAGCUGCAAACAAGCCGUGAUACCAUUUAUACAAGUGAUUUCACAUCCUAUAUAAGCCCCAUGCUUAUUUAAGCCAAGCUUGAAACACUAGUAUUACACAAGUCGUGGCUUAUGUUAUCCAUGGCUCAUGUAAGACAUGAACUGGCUAAAAUGUACCAUUUAUACGGUAAGUUCGUGUCUUAUGUAAGCCUUAUGUAAGCCCACUUAAGUAAGCUGUGGCUUAUUUUCCUUGUAUAAAUGGCCCUAUUGUAUCUGAGAUUUUCCAUGGGUACAGUUAACUCCUGUUAACGUAAACCCCAGGAAACCAGAAUUGUGCACUAACUCGAACUAAAAUUGAUUCCCUUAAACUUGAACCCUCAAUAACUCAAACCUCUCACUAACUGUAAUGCUCAGGUCAUAUUCUUUAAACAUGUUUGUUUUCAAGAUUUAGAUAAAUGGAAUCCCUCUCAUUCUGUUAUUUUGCUACAUUUUGUUUAAAUCCCAUCAGGAUUGUUGAUUUGCUGUGUUCUCUAAGUAUCAUUCCACUUUUAGUGCUUCUCUGGAAUCAACCGGAUUGAAGCCAGAUUGAAAGAGUAUGUUCACCAUUUUUGUUUGUCCCAUUUAUUUUAUUUUCUGACAGAAAACAAGCUUUUGAGGCAGCUUUAUUAGCUCAAACAUGGAAAAUAAAAUAUGAAGACAUCAAAUGGCCAAAGAAUAAAGGAAAGUUAGGAAGUAGGAAGAGCAUGGUAAGCAUGGCUGGAAGUGAACGUGGAUCAAUGGAAGAGCUACGAGGGCAAAUUUUUACAGUCCUUGGGAUUUAUGAGGGCAACUCAGUGGCAGUUAAAAAGUUACAGAAGGCAAAAGUUGUUCUGGAACGUGAUGUGUUGUUGGAGCUAAAGGAAAUGAAAGAUCUCACCCACCAGAAUAUCAACACCUUUAUCGGUGCUUGUGUUGAGCCUGGUAACAUUUGCAUCUUAAGCCAGUACUGUGCCAAAGGAAGUCUACAGGAUGUGUUACAUAAUGACAGCCUGAAAUUGGAUUGGAUGUUUCAAAUGUCUAUUUCAUCUGACAUUGCAAGAGGCAUGCACUUCUUGCAGAAUAGUCCAGUUCAGAUUCAUGGCAACUUGAAAUCUUCAAACGUACUCAUUGACAGUCGCUGGACAUGCAAAGUAACUGAUCAUGGACUGUUUCUGUUCAAAGAGGGACAAGAGGUUGAUGUGGAAGCAGGAACAGAAGCCAAGUAUUAUGACAGCCUUUGGACAGCACCAGAACACAUCUUUAAUGAACAAUUUCCCCGAUCACAGGCUGGAGAUGUCUUCAGUUAUGGAAUUAUACUUUCCGAAAUUGUAACUCGUGGUCUACCAUAUGGCAUGUUUGAAGAUCUGUCAGCUAGAAGUAUGUGUGACGAUCCUACAUGGCCAUAUAUCUUGGCUGGAAGCCUUGUCUUUGUGCUGAUUGUUUCAAUUCUGGUUGGAUUUUUAUUGUGGCAGAGAAAACAAGCUUUUGAGGCAGCUUUAUUAGCUCAAACAUGGAAAAUAAAAUAUGAAGACAUCAAAUGGCCAAAGAAUAAAGGAAAGUUAGGAAGUAGGAAGAGCAUGGUAAGCAUGGCUGGAAGUGAACGUGGAUCAAUGGAAGAGCUACGAGGGCAAAUUUUUACAGUCCUUGGGAUUUAUGAGGGCAACUCAGUGGCAGUUAAAAAGUUACAGAAGGCAAAAGUUGUUCUGGAACGUGAUGUGUUGUUGGAGCUAAAGGAAAUGAAAGAUCUCACCCACCAGAAUAUCAACACCUUUAUCGGUGCUUGUGUUGAGCCUGGUAACAUUUGCAUCUUAAGCCAGUACUGUGCCAAAGGAAGUCUACAGGAUGUGUUACAUAAUGACAGCCUGAAAUUGGAUUGGAUGUUUCAAAUGUCUAUUUCAUCUGACAUUGCAAGAGGCAUGCACUUCUUGCAGAAUAGUCCAGUUCAGAUUCAUGGCAACUUGAAAUCUUCAAACGUACUCAUUGACAGUCGCUGGACAUGCAAAGUAACUGAUCAUGGACUGUUUCUGUUCAAAGAGGGACAAGAGGUUGAUGUGGAAGCAGGAACAGAAGCCAAGUAUUAUGACAGCCUUUGGACAGCACCAGAACACAUCUUUAAUGAACAAUUUCCCCGAUCACAGGCUGGAGAUGUCUUCAGUUAUGGAAUUAUACUUUCCGAAAUUGUAACUCGUGGUCUACCAUAUGGCAUGUUUGAAGAUCUGUCAGCUAGAAGUGUUAUUGGUCGAGUUCAAAAAGGAGAGACUCCAUCUUUCCGUCCUCGCAUUACAAAAGACAUUGUAGGACACGCUCUGUAUGUUGACAUGAUGAAACAGUGCUGGGAUCAAGACCCACAUGCAAGGCCCAAGUUUACAGACUGUAUUAAAUAUCUUAAGCAGAUGAACAAAGGAAAGGACUUCAAUAUUAUGGAUACUAUGAUCACCAUGAUGGAGAAGUACACCGAUCACUUGGAAGACAUUGUUGCCGAGAGAACCUCAGAGCUCGCCGCUGAAAAGGCAAAGACUGAUGAGCUAUUGUACAGGAUGUUACCAAGAUCUGUAGCAGAGGAGUUAAAGAGAGGACAGCCAGUCACUGCUGAAACCUUUGACUCCGCUUCAUUAUUCUUUAGUGACCUCGUUGGAUUCACAAAGCUCGCAUCUGAAAGUACUCCUUUACAGGUUGUCGAUUUAUUAAACGAUUUGUACACUUGCUUUGACGAGAUCAUUGACAUGCAUGAUGUAUACAAGGUGGAGACAAUUGGCGAUGCCUACAUGGUGGCUUCUGGAUUGCCAAACAGAAAUGGUAUCAGACACGCUGGGGAGAUCAGUAACAUGUCUCUUGAUCUGCUUUCAGCGAUGACAUCUUUUAAGAUCAGGCAUGUUCCAGGAAAGCAGCUGCAACUAAGAAUUGGGAUCCAUACAGGCCCUGUUGUUGCUGGGGUUGUAGGUCUCAAAAUGCCGCGGUAUUGUCUUUUUGGUGACACAGUUAACUAUGCUAAUCGAAUGGAAUCCUCUGGUUUGGCUCUCUGCAUUCACGUGAGCCCUGAAUGCAGAGAAGUUCUUGAACAGCUUGGCGGGUAUAUCUUGGAAGAACGAGGAUUUGUGGAAAUGAAGGGCAAGGGGAGUAUCCUAACUUAUUUCUUAAAAGGACGAGAAGGUUUUGACAAGCCUCUUCCAGAUCUAAGUCUACAAGCGGGCAUGGAGGAGCACAGUUUUAAGUAACUGUCCUUAAGUGGUUUUAUUUCUCAAGGCGAGACCUGCGUGUUUAGUGCAAAUAUAAACACUUUGAGGAUAUUUGGCCUUUGGAAUUUUUUAUCUCUACCACAUAAACUGAAAAAAAACCCUGACUUAUCUAUUUAGUGCUUGAUCUUUGAGGUUUGGUUUCUUAGGUGUCUUGUCCGUAUUUUAGACAGAGAAAAAGUCAAUUAUGAACGCUAUAACGCUAUAGCUUUGAUAGCCAGUUUUCGUUCUAGGUUUUUCCUAGUCUAUGUCACUGUUUCUGCCUGUCGUCUUGGAUUACUUUGGGAGAGUUUUUGCGAAAACUACACAGCUAAAAGGGAAAAUAUUUCCCGCCGCACGUCCGCGCUUCUUGGUCCCCCAAAAUACUUCACUUGACUUACAGGCAGCCGGUCACUGAAAGUAGCGGGACGAGCGAUAAAUGCACACAUGUCUACACCAGAUAGAAAGACAGCUAAGUUUCAGUUUUUAUUGCGCUCAUUUUCUAAACCACUUGUUGGGUCCGUCGGAAGACAAAGUAAGCAUGAAAUGCACUUUCCUGGAAGUCACUGAGCUGAAGUUUGCUCGCAUGACUUACAUUCUCAUUUCGCCGUUCUUGCCCGGCAAUUUUAAUUAACGGAGUACACGCCAAUCUUAAGCUUUCGGUUGUUUGUAUGUAAAGAUCAAAGUUCCUUGGAUCUAAAAAAGAAAAUGGCAAAAGAGACUCGUUCUCUCGACUACGCCAACUUUCGCAGUUCUUCAAAAACUACACAGGAACUCGUUCACAGGGCCGUCCGCAACUGUCCCGUUCACUAAGAUCAUAGACAUUCAGAUUUUUUGGCCAGUCAGACUGGAUUCGCAAUUCUAGUUACGCUGGUUUGUACAUCAAUAUCGAAGACUGAGUCAAAAACAGGCUAAGUUGGUCUAGGCUAAUUAGCUUUUGUUUGGGUAAGAUCCUAGCUCUCACGCAAUAUACUGAAAAGUAGACCCGUUCAGACCCGUUUAAGUUCAUUGUUUAGUGUUUUGAGUCGCCGCUGCUUGUGGUCUUUCAUAUCUUUUGGCUUACAUUCAUAAUUUAUUUCACUACUAGAUAUAGUCACUUAGGCAUUUAACUUUUACAUUAAUUGUAUUUUGUGACAGGUUCUGUUUCGACAUUAGAGAGGUAAAGCAUGACGUUAACGGCAGACGGCAAACGGCGAAGAUAACCUCUGAUUUUGAGUUCUUUUCUUCUAAUCU
Orbicella faveolata is the source of this 5190-nucleotide messenger RNA. RefSeq names its product atrial natriuretic peptide receptor 1-like. Gene Ontology annotation, biological process: receptor guanylyl cyclase signaling pathway; protein phosphorylation; intracellular signal transduction. Gene Ontology annotation, molecular function: ATP binding; guanylate cyclase activity; adenylate cyclase activity. The record is from RefSeq and is a predicted model, not a curated record. Lineage: Eukaryota; Metazoa; Cnidaria; Anthozoa; Scleractinia; Merulinidae. Gene Ontology annotation, cellular component: plasma membrane.